UGGAAUAGGCUGCGGAGGUGGAGGAAGAAGCCCUUGUGCGGAGGACCUUUGACAAAAACCGCCAAGACUCCAUUGAAGUGUUUGCCCGCUCCAUUGAAAGAGGGCUCUGUUUCUCUUCACAUAAGACCAGCCUUAUCCGCGUACAUAUCAUACGCACUGUGGAUAAAUGUGUUCCUGCUGCAAUAACACUUGCGAACUUUUGGGUUAAGAAAGAGUAUGAGCUGGUUGAGUACUUGAGGCGGCUGGAUGCUAGGAGCGAGCCUGACAUGUUGAUACUGAGGAACUCUCUGUUUCAGAAGGUUGAUAACAAGAGCUUUAAUGAACUGACAGUUUUCCUCCACCCACUCCAACUGGGAGGAGUUAGGAGUGUCGGCAGGAUUAUGCAGGAGUUCAAUCUUCCAAUCAGUCGUCAAGUAAGAUUGAUUGGCAAGAAGAUUUCGGGAGUGUUCAUGCUGCUCCAGAUUGUGCUCACCACAGAGGGUGAUGAGGAUAUGUGCUCUAAAUUCAAGAUGGUCGUUUCUGUGCUGAGGUUUCUGAGCCGUCUGCGGACAAAUGGCUCCUGUGUCCUCAAGAACAUUCUGCUAGGGGCUGACCGUGCGGAAAGAGAGAUAAUUUCUCUGUUGUCAAAGGUCCCUCCACAUCCUCGUGGCAUCCGUACCACUGAUUGGAAUUCAUUUGGUAUGAACAGAAUUAAUGAUUAUCUGAAGAAAGUUACUAAGCUCGCUGUCUCCUUGGACAUGUCGCUGUCACUGACGUUGAUGCCAUGCCCUCCCUCCAGUGAAUCAUUGAUGGUUAUGAGAGAUGUCAUUGAGUACUAUUCGGAACGUCUAACACAACUUCAACAGAUUUUGUGGGAGGAUAUCAUCCCCUCCUUAAAAGACGAGGACUAUCAGCUCAAGGUGACAUCGAGGAUUGACAAAGAUUUGAUUUCAGUGAUGAAACCCUAUCUGCAGGGUCUGUGGAAGUAAGCAUGCAGGAGGAAGCUACUAAAAUCAAGGCGGCUGGAAAAGCGGCUUGGUUACACAGAGUUAGAUGUUUUCCAAAAGCGGCUUGGUGUUUCCCAGUAAUUUAGUUUUCUGCUAUGAAAAAUCCAAGACGUAAUGUUUUAGACUAUUUUGACAUGUGUAAUGUUUUAGACUAUUUGUGUUGUUUUGUUAGUUUGAGUCAUGGAUGAGAUGUUGCAGGAAAAUGAGUAUGAUACUAUAAUUAGUUGCAUUUUUCCUACUAUCUGUCCAGUCAAGGUUUUCUUAUAAACAGGUCUGGGAUGAGAUUAGUUACAGGUUCUCCAUUUACCAUGAUGACAAUGUUAGUGACUUUGGUUUGCAAACAGGCAUAAUUUUGGGAGUUCUUUAAGUAUUUAUAUUUUCCCCGAUUGUUUGUGUUUCUAUUUGAUUGGUAUGGGUUUAACGUGUAUUCAUAUUUGCACUCCCUUGUUUGGUUCAAGGGAACUUGAAAGGUUUAAGAAUUUGUUUGUUUUACCAUUUUCUUUUAGCUUCAUGCCUUUUGUUUUAGUAUGAACAUGCAGGGGUUCUUUUAGAUUCAUGUCAGAUAUAGAACACGAAAGACAUUCAACUUGCAAUUGGAAUGUGUGUUUUCGAAUCGAUUACAAAUAUCUGGGAGUUGUGUUCUCUUGGUUUUACUAUG
This is a messenger RNA of Fragaria vesca subsp. vesca, 1644 nucleotides long. RefSeq lists its product as uncharacterized. The transcript has 2 exons. Bases 267 to 968 code for a protein of 233 amino acids. NCBI's taxonomy places the organism in Eukaryota, Viridiplantae, Streptophyta, Magnoliopsida, Rosales, Rosaceae. The record is from RefSeq and is a predicted model, not a curated record.